Molecule: messenger RNA, 1008 nt
Organism: Trypanosoma cruzi
Lineage: Eukaryota; Euglenozoa; Kinetoplastea; Trypanosomatida; Trypanosomatidae
Exons: 1
Coding region: 1-1008 (335 amino acids)
Source: RefSeq, a predicted model, not a curated record
AUGGCUCGGUACAUGUUUUGGCGGCGACGCGGCGCCAUGCAAGGGGUUGUGGAGGGUCACUUCUGGAGCCUUACGCGGUAUCGCAUAGGCCGACGCUUUUUGGGCCUUGACUACGCCGACAACGUCAUUUUAUUCCCCGCGUACCGCAAAAAGACGUGGGGCGGGUGGGCCGCCGUCACUCUCGGUGCGACGAACGCGAGUUACUUGACAAGUGACACCUCCUCGGCAAAUGUGCUGGAGGACGGCUACCCGCUGCAUUGGCGUGCGAGCACCAAGCUGCAGGCCUUUAUUGCCGAGGAGAGGAAAGAUUGGAAUAAGCGAAAGGAGGAGGUGGUUGCGCGGCGCGCGGCGGCGAUUGUCGCGGAGGGUGAAGCCGCUUCUAGCACUCCGAGUGGCACCAGUAGGAAUAAUGGCGCUGCGAAUAAUGCCGGAGAGAAGGGGGCACAUGAAUACGACGAACAGCACUUCCGCGAUGCCAUUACGAUCAAGUGCACGUCCCCUGGAUUUUCCCAGCGUCAUCUACGCCUACGCCCAUUGACGACUAUAUUGUACAAGGCAAUGUACUUUUACAUUUGGGGCAUUGUCAUCUCUGUCAUUGUGCAGGCGUACCUGUUGUUCCGCGGGUGGCUGAACCCGCCGGCGCGAGAGGGGUUAAAGGACAUUGAGAACCAUGUGCUACAUAUUCCGAAACUUGUCUUCAGUCUCUGUGUGUCUGGCUUUGCGUGGCUGUUGCAGAAGACGCAGCCACUUGUGGAUCCUCUUCUACAUUUUCUUGAGGAAAAAUUUCCACGGGUAAAUUGGAGCGUUGCGUCACCGAAGGUGAUUGCAACGAAGGCGCAUCAGCUGGCAGGGAAUGAGGAGGCGGCGCAGCAGUUGGCCGCCAUGGAAGCGGAGAGAGUCGCGGCUGGAAGGGCAGUGCGACAGCAGGCAGAUGCGGAGCGCCGAACGUGGUGGAAACGGGCGUUUCUUGCCCUUUUCUGCCUAUUUUCCAUCCUUUGCAUCAUUUAA